CCCCUCCCCCUCCCGGCCUAGGCCGCACCGCACCGGCCCCGCGCUGCCCCGCACUCGGUUGUACCUCAAGUACAGAAUGGCGAUCAUCUUGACAGUCGUGAUAAAUUUAAUUCUGGCAUACUGAACCUCACAGGGUUGAACAUAAAGGAAGAUGGUAAGCAAUCAAGUUGUACUGGAGUCAAAGGCAGCCCCUAAAAACCUGUUGGAAGAAAUGCACAAACUCCGCAUCUUAUGCUACUUCUGUGACGUGACAGUGCAGAUAGAACAUCAGGGAAACAAAGAGGAAUUUGUUGCUCAUAAAGCUGUGUUGGCUGCGGCCAGCAGUUACUUCAAAGAACUGUUCCUUAAUGAAAUGGUGAACACUAAAAUUACUGUAGUAACUCUGCAAGAUAUCUACACAGCAGACUUUGCCUCUUUUCUGGAUUUUGUCUAUACAGCAAAAGUGGAGGUUGAAGCCGAGAGGGUACAAAGGAUACAGGAGAUUGCGGAGAAGUUGAAAUGCAAGGAGCUUGCGGAAGUCUGCAGUCAGGUGAAAACACAGAUACUUGAGACUGCUCUGAUGGACCUGGGCAAUUUGGCUGAUUCCCAUGGAGCCGAGGAUCUUAAAGACACCAAAGAACUGAGAGAUUAUGUCUCCGCUCCUGCUCAAACUGCAACUGUAAUACCUUCCAAAGCACACAACUGCAAAGAAUCCUCUAGCCAAGAUAUUUCGAAUGAAGAGAAAGUUCAUGAUAGCGAUUUGAAUGCAGUGCCCACAACUACCAGAAGCAAAGGCUGGGAAAAAUCGGAAAAGGACAAGAAAACGGGGAAACCGCUGAAUGUAAAGGCAAAACGAGUUAGCGGUAGGCUGGCCGGCCGAAAAGUCUUUUUAGAAAUUCCCAAAAAGAAAUAUACGCGUAAACUCAAAGAGCAGGAGAAGGUUAAACAAGGCCUGGAAGAAGAAUCUGUAAAAUUGGCCUUGGUCGAAGGUAAUCAAAAUAUUGAAGACCAAGUCAAGAAGGAAACAACAGCAGAGGUUGUUGUUGAGGAGGCAGAUGAUGAAGAGAUGAUGGAGGGAGAUGAUGUUGAAGAUGAGGAGGAAGAACCAGAAAGUGACGAUAGCGAGUUUGAAUUGGAUGAGGACACCAGAAAGACACCAGAUGAGAAUGAGAAGAAGAGAAGGGGUGGAAAUUUCAAGUGCGACAAAUGUGAGAAAGACUUUCAGUAUGAGAAAAGCUACUUGAAGCACAUCGAACAAAACCACGGUAUUACUCCAGAAAUCAUAUACCGCUGCGAGACCUGCAACCAGACUUUUGCAAAUCGCUGCAACUUAAAGAGCCACCAAAGACAUGUCCACGUUGAGGAACGUCGCUUCCCGUGCACAAUCUGCGGCAAAAAGUUUAAAAGGAAAAAGGACGUGAAACGGCAUAUCCUCCAAGUACACGAGGGCGGUGGAGAGCGCCAUCUAUGCUUGCAGUGUGGUAAAGGACUGAGUUCCAAAACUGCCUUGAGGCUCCAUGAAAGGACACACACUGGAGACAAACCUUACGAAUGCACUGUAUGCCAUGCAAAGUUUUCUCAGCCAUCUGCACUGAAGGUGCACUUGAGGGUGCAUACCGGCGAAAAGCCUUUUGCCUGUGAUGAAUGUGGUGCCAGGUUCACACAGAAUCACAUGUUGAUAUAUCACAAGAGAUCUCAUACAGGUGAAAAACCCUUUAUGUGUGAAACAUGUGGAAAAAGUUUUGCUUCAAAGGAGUAUUUAAAACACCACAACAGGAUUCACACCGGAUCAAAGCCAUUUAUAUGUGGAAUCUGCUUUCGAGCCUUUGCACAGAGAAAUUCUCUUCACCAGCACCUUCGAGUUCAUACAGGUGAAAGGCCCUAUUGCUGCGAUCAGUGUGGCAAACAGUUCACACAGUUGAAUGCUCUGCAACGCCAUUAUCGCAUACAUUCGGGAGAGAAACCUUUUAUGUGCAGUGCAUGUGGGAGAACCUUCACUGAUAAAUCUACACUCAGAAGACACGCUUCAGUCCAUGACAAGAAUGCACGAUGGCAGUCCUUCCUUGUCACUUUGGACGAGGGAACAAAGAAGGGACACGCUCGAAGAACAGACCUCCACGCAUUUGUGGACUGCGAGCAGGUUUCUCCCACAGAUGCCCAAGACAGCUCAGCAUCUUGUACAGAGCUGAAUGCUGUAACACUCCACGGAAACAUCUCCGGUGGACACGAGCAGGAAGCUUCGGGUACAUCAGGUUGGAGGGCAGCCGAUCUGCCUUCCAUCACUAUGGUGACUCAAGGAACCUCCAUGGCGGUCACCUUUAACGAGCUUGCGGUGCUUCACACCCCAACAGAUUUAGUGCAGCCUCACCUGCACACCUUGGCCAACGUCGAGCAGUUGGGUGCAGCAAGUUCACAAGGUCUAGUCCUCGACAACGUGGCACUGGAGAAGAAUGGGGCCACCAACACAAGCAUUGUGACUACCAUUUCAGUACCCGCCUGCUUGGCCAUGACUGGUCACAUGAAUAACAUGCUAACACAUGCAGCCGGGGGUGGACAAAUGCCCAGUGGACUUCCUGUCACCCUAGCAGCAGGUUCUCCACAGUUAACUGUGAUGCAAAGCUGUAACCUGUCAGUGUUGCAGAACACGGUAAAUGGAGUGACCAAUAUACAGAUGUGAGGUAUUAAUCAGCAAUGCUAUUUCCAUUAGCCCCCAGACUCAUGGAUUCUAUUUAACUAAAUUUGGGUAAGGACACAUUUUGAUUAUCUGCGACGUUUUGUCCAUCGACUAUGACUCUUCUGCAGUGAACUGGAGCAUCAAUGGCACAGUAUACUUUUUACAAUCUCCUUUGAGGCUCAAGAUUGCAAUUCUUUUGUGCUUCCACUUUUUCUGAUGCUGUGUGACAGGGGUUGCCUUGUAAUGGAUUUAGAUUUUUUAAAUAAAGUAACUUGCAGUAACUAGUUAGUCUGACUAUUGGCUUUGAAAGGCACCAGAAGAUCUGUUACCCAUGAUUUGUUAGGUCCUUCAGAGAAAAUAAGGUGAUGCUACUUUUGUGACUGUCCCGCAAUUUUUGUUUGGAAGACCUGGCAUUAGUAAUUAUAUUUACCCACCACAUAAUUAGUAUUGGAUUCUCAUUUGCCUGCACAAUGCUAAAUGACAUGCUUGGAUUUUUGUCAACAGAAGGAAAUACAAUUUUUUUUUGAUGUCCAUAGCAUCUCAGAUCUAACGGCCUUAUAAUACAAGUGUCUUUAUUUUAAAUUAUAGACUCGCCCCUGUAUAAAUGCACGUGCCUGUAAUGCCGUGUAAUAUAGAUGAGUAAUUUUGGGGAAGUGAUGCUGUUUGUUCAUUUAUGCUUUUAUCAAUAAUGUCAAGAUACAAAACAUGGUCUUAAUAAAUCGAACAUGUUCAUAAGG
Messenger RNA from Amblyraja radiata (thorny skate), 3390 nucleotides. RefSeq names its product GDNF-inducible zinc finger protein 1 (gene gzf1). The transcript has 7 exons. The coding region runs from base 152 to 2656 and encodes 834 amino acids. Gene Ontology annotation, molecular function: RNA polymerase II cis-regulatory region sequence-specific DNA binding; DNA-binding transcription repressor activity, RNA polymerase II-specific; protein binding. The record is from RefSeq and is a predicted model, not a curated record. Gene Ontology annotation, biological process: negative regulation of transcription by RNA polymerase II; regulation of cytokine production; regulation of immune system process. Lineage: Eukaryota; Metazoa; Chordata; Chondrichthyes; Rajiformes; Rajidae. Gene Ontology annotation, cellular component: nucleoplasm.